AUGGCUUCCUCUCAUUCUCUCUCGGGCAACAGUGAGGCUAAGGAGUCAGUAACUUAUGUAGAUCAUGCCACUAAAAAGGUGAAACAUAGGGAUUGCAGCAAUCCUUUCAUACAGGCUGAUGUUUCCUUCAAAGACAAAGUUUUGGGUUCUUCAGACAUGGAUCUUGACAUGAAUAAGGAGCUCCUUGCUGAAGCUGACUUUGAUGAUUUAGAGAUCUCUGUUGAUUCUUUGGGCUCUUUCCCUAUCAUAUCCUUCUUUGAUGGGGUGGAAAAUUUGCUUGUGAAACGAUGGUGCAAGGCUCUUAUCCUUCACCUCCUUGGACGUAAGAUUGGGUUCAAAGCCCUUCAUUCACGCUUGCAGGAGCUGUGGAGUGCUUCUUGUUUCAGUCUUUUGGAUCUGGGCAACGAUUACUUUUUAGUGAAUUUUUCUGAUAAUGAAGGUUAUCUCAGGGCGCUCUUUGAAGGACCAUGGAUUCCCAAUCGGGUAGGCAACUCUGUUGGCAAGCUGAUGAAAAUCGAUGAAAACACCCAGGUUACGUCACAAGGGAAGUACACCCGAAUGGCGGUGUUAAUAAACUUGAACAAGCCCUUAAUCUCUAAAGUGGAUAUACAAGGGAGGGUGCAAUUGAUUGAGUAUGAGAAUUCUCCAAGUGUCUGUUUUACAUGUGAUAAAGUCGGUCAUUCUUCUUCCUCCUGUGCUUCUAACCAAAGUGGUAAAGAUGAUGAGACGACCAGGAAGAAGGAAGAUCGGAAUAUACUAGCCCAGCCGGACUCAGCGUUCGGCGAGUGGAUGCUGGGGGCUAAACGGACAAGGAAAAACCAGGCAAGGAAAGUCCUAAAUUCGUCUAAUCAAGGAGUGAAGAGUGGGUCAAGAUAUGAUAUUCUGGGCAAUACUUCGAUUGCAGAUAACGAGCACGCAAACCUUGAGCCUUUAGUGAAAUCCCGUGGUAAGCGAAAGGAGAAUAUUUUGGUUCCAAGUGCCAGCUCGCAAGGAUUGUCGCGCACUGGGGAGGAUAUUCACGAGAAGUCAAAAGGUAAGGAGCCUAUGAUUGUUUCAUGCUUAAACAGGAAGGAAUCUUUAGGCCCACGUGACUCUAUGCAAGAAUCCCAUGCAAUGAUGAAUGGAGGAGCCCAAAACCUCUUAUCCUCAACCCACAGUAGACUGCUUGAUUCGGCUCAACAGCUUAGGCCCCUCUUAUCUAAUCCCUCUGAUGCUCGCAUGAUUCUAGGUCAAGAGGGUGAAGUGAACGAGUCUAUUGAUGAGGAUAAUGAUAGUGCUUUUAAAGAGGAACCUUUUAUGGAUCCCUAUCUUCAGGAUUAA
Manihot esculenta (cassava) is the source of this 1320-nucleotide messenger RNA. RefSeq lists its product as uncharacterized. Bases 1 to 1320 code for a protein of 439 amino acids. The transcript is spliced from 4 exons. The record is from RefSeq and is a predicted model, not a curated record. NCBI's taxonomy places the organism in Eukaryota, Viridiplantae, Streptophyta, Magnoliopsida, Malpighiales, Euphorbiaceae.